GCUGGGCCUAUCGCUGUACCAUGCCCCCAUCAGAACUCCCAUGGCGACUCCCCCCGCCGCCGCCGCCGCAUCCAACCGCGACGAAGCCGACCUCGCCGCCGCCAUCGGCUGCUGCGCGCUGCGCCGAGGACGAGGCCCACGUCGCCCGCCGAUCUUACUGCCGGAGGCGCCUCCGCGCCGGGCGCGUUCGCCAAGAUACCCGCCGUGCACGGGCCUUUUCGUGCGGCGGCGCAAGACCUCCACGCGAAUGGCUGGGCGAGCUCAACGCUCCCGUCAGUCUGGAAGAAUCCUCGCGUGGAUUCUGCAGUGGUUACGGAUUGGGGAACCAAAGCUGUCGCUCUUGUUUGAUCCCACGUGGCACGUGCCCCAAAUCGGAGUCCCUUAUGGAUAAAGUGAAGGAAGCCAUGGGGAGGAGUGAAUUAGCGAGGAGGAGAUUAGAUUGCCUAAAGUUCCCAAGGCUGCCUGAGCUUUGCUCUCUGCGGUAUGAUCUGGCCAUUUCCACUCGCUCGAUAUCUUGCAAUGAGGAGGUACCAGAUAGCAAAACUAUACAGGAGAUAUAUAACCCAUCAAAGGGAAGAUAC
Messenger RNA from Triticum urartu, 581 nucleotides. The record is from RefSeq and is a predicted model, not a curated record. Lineage: Eukaryota; Viridiplantae; Streptophyta; Magnoliopsida; Poales; Poaceae.